UAAGACGUCUACCUUCUGGGCUGGGACCCUCCAAGACAAGUUCUUCCCCAGGAUGUUCGGUGUCUCACCGAGCGACGAGCGCUACGACUGGGACGCCCCUUCGGCUAGUGUUCCGAUCCCUGCUGGGUUCCUCACUUUGAUGACGCAGACCUCUCUCGUCGAGCCCAAGCGAAGUGACAAGAUCCCCAGCAGCGCGCUCGAGUGGACGCUCCACCGCAUCGCCUAUGAGGUCAACCUCGUCCACGGCAUCAACGCCUGCCUGACGUACGUGCAGUCCAGAACCGCCCUGACCUACGACUUGAGAUGGCCUCGUGCCAGACUCUCAGGCGUGCCGGACUUCACGGUGAUAUCCCGCCUCCGUAAACGUCGCCCUCGGGUGCGCUUCGUGAUCCUGGAGAGGGACAGACCGAUGAGUUCGGCGCCGGACACGGAGCUUUUAGCUUACUUGUUCAUGGUCCACAGAACCAGGCAAGACGCGUGCGAGACGAACCCCGUCGUCUACGGCCUGGCCACCGACGGGGAUACAAUGGCCUUUUAUCGAUUCGAAUAUCUGGGGAAGGCAAGCAUUUGCGCUGGGGGGUUUUGGGCAUGGAGAGAGACUUUGCUAAUAGUUCUUCUCUAGUACCAUUUCACUAUCAAACCCUACAAGGGUACAGGGUUCGGCCAUGAUAUCGUCACGAUUCUCUGGAAGAUCUUCAUAGAAGCCCGACACGUGGAGCGACACCCAUGGGGCUUGGGGUCGGAUGGAGACUCUAGUGGAACGGAAGGCGGUUCCGACGAGCAUGUUCGGAUGAAGGAGUAGAAGUGGGGUGGAACGUGGGUGAAUUAUGUUUUGCUUUAAGAACCUUCCGACUUGCUUUGCAAUAGCUUGAUGUUGAACUAGAGGAUAUGCUCGAAGAAGGUCAAGUUCUAGUGAAGUUGAGAUGAUUGAAUUUGUAACAGCGCAAUUCAUUUUUCAUCAAUGAUGUUUACCGAAUGUCUAUUGUUGUGUCAACUGAACCCAGUGAUGAUGAGACGAAGAUACGAAAUGCAUUCUUAUCUCCGGAAUAUCGUGUGUGCCAUAUACUGUAUUAGAGCAUUGUGAG
Molecule: messenger RNA, 1085 nt
Organism: Aspergillus fijiensis CBS 313.89
Lineage: Eukaryota; Fungi; Ascomycota; Eurotiomycetes; Eurotiales; Aspergillaceae
Exons: 3
Coding region: 53-622 (189 amino acids)
Source: RefSeq, a predicted model, not a curated record